GGCUCAACUUUAAACAUCGUCAAACAGCUGCUCCAAGGAACGGUGAAGGGCGGAGCGUCGAGAGUUUGAUCCAUCAAGCCCUCUGGCCCUUUGAUUCACCAACAAAGAAGAGAGGUCGAUGAGCGUUCGCUGGAACUCCGGCGAAAGACGGCGGUGUUGUUGGGCAUUCGUAUACUUUCGGUUGUUGUUGAUCAAAAGCAUUAAUCUUAUAAUAGAUCUGACCUCCUUUUAAAUGGAAUCUGGUGGACACUCUCUUGCAUCUGGCCCUGAUGGAGUGAAGAGGAAAGUAGCGUACUUUUAUGAUCCCGAGAUUGGUAAUUAUUAUUAUGGACAAGGUCAUCCCAUGAAGCCACAUCGUAUGCGAAUGACUCAUGCUCUCCUGGCUAACUAUGGCUUGCUUCAGCACAUGCAAGUUUUUAAGCCAUUUCCUGCUAGAGACAGAGAUUUAUGCAGGUUCCAUGCAGAUGAUUAUGUGGCAUUUCUGAGAGGAAUAACUCCUGAGACUCAGCAGGACCAAAUGAGACAAUUGAAAAGGUUCAACGUUGGAGAAGAUUGCCCAGUCUUUGAUGGUCUGUAUUCCUUUUGUCAGACUUAUGCUGGUGGUUCAGUAGGUGGUUCCGUUAAGUUAAAUCAUGGCCUUUGUGAUAUUGCAAUCAAUUGGUCUGGUGGCCUUCAUCAUGCUAAGAAGUGUGAAGCUUCUGGAUUCUGUUAUGUUAAUGAUAUAGUACUAGCCAUACUGGAGCUUCUUAAGCAGCAUGAGCGAGUUCUCUAUGUUGAUAUAGAUAUCCAUCAUGGGGAUGGUGUUGAAGAGGCCUUUUAUACAACUGAUAGAGUCAUGACAGUUUCUUUUCACAAGUUUGGAGACUACUUUCCUGGAACAGGUGACAUUCGUGACGUAGGAACUGGAAAAGGGAAAUAUUACUCCCUCAAUGUCCCUCUAGAUGAUGGAAUUGAUGAUGAGAGCUAUCAGUUUUUGUUUAAGCCGAUAAUGGAGAAAGUGAUGGAAAUGUUUCGGCCUGGAGCUGUCGUCCUUCAAUGUGGCGCUGACUCCUUAUCAGGUGAUCGGUUGGGCUGCUUCAACCUCUCCAUCAAAGGCCAUGCUGACUGUGUUAAAUAUAUGAGAUCCUUCAACGUUCCAUUGUUGUUACUGGGUGGAGGUGGAUAUACAAUCAGAAAUGUUGCUCGAUGUUGGUGCUAUGAGACAGGUGUUGCACUUGGUAUUGAACUCGAUGAUAAGUUGCCAAUCCAUGAGUACUAUGAAUACUUUGGUCCAGAUUAUGCUCUUCAUGUUGUUCCAAGUAACAUGGAGAACAAGAACUCCAAACAGAUGUUGGACGAGAUUAGAGCAAAGUUGCUUGAAAACCUAUCAAAGCUUAGGCAUGCGCCCAGUGUACAGUUUCAGGAAAGGCCACCAGAAACUGAGCUACCAGAGGAGGACGAUGAUCAUGACAUGAAGGAUGAGAGGUGGGAUCCUGAUUCUGACAAUGAAAAUGGUGAUCCAAAGCAUUUUGAUGAAACUCUGCGGAAGCCUGCACCGAGUGGUAUCCAACAUGUGAAAAUGGAGACUGACCCUAAAGACGUGGAAUUAGCAAAAGAAGUUGGGCCAGAAAACACGAAAGUAGACUUGAUGCUAGAAGACACAAUGUAUUCAAAGGCAUCUGAAACUGAUUCCACUAAAAUGGAAGAAGCAGGGAGUAACAUGGAGACAUGAGACUGUGAGGGGGCCACCAGAUCAAUAUCUUGCAGAUUUUUCAGAUUUGGGAAAUUCACAACUCUGUGAAACAGAUUUUGAGAAUUCACAACUCCACGAAGGAGUGAAGUAUCUGCACUGAUGUUUGCGGUGAUGCCUUGAUUGCUUGACCAGCUGUAGAGGCUGCUGUAAAUUUUCUGGGCAAUUUUGUACUUUGGCACAACUUUGUUGGGAAACUUUUUUCUCUUUUUUUUUUUUUUUCUGUUUUUGGGUCUGUAACGUCGAUAGGUGCAUGGAAGGCAUUUCAUCUAUUGUCAAGAACUAAGCAGGAAUCUGAUUUCAGAUACUUAUCUUGAAAUAAUGGUACCAUUUACUCUGGUUCAUA
Molecule: messenger RNA, 2075 nt
Organism: Nymphaea colorata (pocket water lily)
Lineage: Eukaryota; Viridiplantae; Streptophyta; Magnoliopsida; Nymphaeales; Nymphaeaceae
Product: histone deacetylase 19
Exons: 8
Coding region: 233-1711 (492 amino acids)
Molecular function (GO): histone deacetylase activity
Source: RefSeq, a predicted model, not a curated record